AACCCAUCAAUAAUAAUCAAAUUUAAUAAUCCGUGAGUAAAAAGGUUAAAAAGAAAUGAAUUAAAAUACAUUUCUCCUCUCUUCGUGCCGGCCUGUAACCCAACCGGCCAACCCUUCCCUCUCGCCCACUAAUAUUUUUGGCUACGGAAGAAAAUAGAGUUCUGACUUCUGACACAACAGGAAAAUAAAAAUAAAAAAGAAAAUAUAAUUGAAUUCGAAGUUUCCGUUUCUCUCCUGCAAUUCCCUCUCCCUCCCUCCUUUCUCUGCAACAGUAAUAACAAUGGCGUCCUGACUGAUUUCGGCAGGAAAAAUAAUAGAGAUAUGGCUGCCAAUGCGACUGUCAGAGCUUCUGUCAGACACUUACAGAGUCCUUCUUCCCAUCCUUCAUUUUCUGCUUCUUCGUCUACCAUUUCUUCUUCCCCUGCUGCUUCUCCUUCCUCCUCCUCCUCUUCUUCCUAUUCUUCUGCUAGAAACGGAAACGGGAAUGGAGCUUCUCAAAAACAGCAGCAACACCAGCAGAGCAAUGGUUCGUCUGUCACUGUCAGGAAUAAGGCUCCUUCCGGCGCUGCCACCGGCACCCGCCGCUCCGUCACUCCGACUACUUCCCAUUCUCAGCGCUCGCCUUCGCCUUCCUCGUCGUCUUCUCACCACAACAAAGACAAUGAAUCUGGGAGAGUUAGACUUGCGGUUAGAGUGCGGCCCAGAAGUGCAGAGGAGGUCAUUUCAGAUGCCGAUUUUGCUGAUUGUGUUGAACUCCAACCAGAGCUGAAGAGGUUAAUGUUAAGGAAAAACAAUUGGAGUGCUGAGUCGUACAAAUUCGAUGAUGUUUUCACAGAAACAGCCUCUCAAAGGCGUGUAUAUGAAGCUGUUGCAAAGCCUGUUGUUGAGAGUGUAUUGAGCGGAUACAAUGGCACGGUUAUGGCUUACGGUCAAACGGGUACUGGGAAAACUUAUACCAUUGGCAGAAUGGGAAAGGAUGACGCAGCUGAGCGGGGCAUCAUGGUUAGAUCUUUAGAGGAUAUACUAUCUGGUACUAGCUCUAGCUCUGAUGUGGUGGAGAUCUCUUAUUUGCAGUUGUACAUGGAAUCCAUACAAGAUUUGCUCGCACCUGAGAAAGUCAAUAUCCAUAUCAACGAUGAUCCAAAGACUGGAGAACUGUCUAUACAUGGAGCUACAUUGGUUAAACUCCGCGAUCUUGAUCAGUUUUUGGAGUUGAUGCGAAUAGGGGAAGCAAACCGUCAUGCAGCUAACACUAAACAAAAUACGGAAUCUUCACGCAGUCAUGCAAUUUUGAUGGUCUUUGUACGCAGAUCUGUUCCGCAGAAAUCAGAAGAUGAAAUUGGUGUGGUGCCUAAUCUACCGCGAGGAAAUGACCUUUGUAAAGUUAGAAAGAGCAAGAUGCUAAUUGUUGAUCUUGCCGGUUCUGAAAGGAUAGACAAAACAGGCAGUCAAGGUCACUUACUCGAAGAGGCAAAGUUCAUUAAUCUUUCUCUCACUUCCCUUGGGAAAUGUAUAAAUGCUUUGGCUGAGAACAGUCUGCAUAUACCUACAAGGGACUCGAAGUUGACUAGAUUACUGUGUGAUUCUUUUGGAGGUUCUGCGAGGACCUCACUAAUUGUAACAAUCGGCCCAUCUGCACGACACCUUCCAGAGACCAGUAGCACAGUUAUGUUUGGACAACGGGCAAUGAAAAUUGUAAAUAUGGUGAAACUUAAAGAAGAGUUUGAUUACGAACGUCAAUGCCGGAAGCUUCAGAUACUGGUAGACCAGCUGACCGUGGAAAUAGAAAGGGAGAAGAAGUUGAGGGUUAGCGAAAGGUAUGCUUGUGAAAGGCAGGUUAAUGAAUGUCGGGACUCUUUAAAGAAUGUUGCAAUGAAAUCUGAGUUCUUGGAGAAGGAGAAGUCUCAUAUGGAGGUUCAGAUAAAGGAUAUCGUGAAUGAAUUGGACAACCAAAAGGCACAAAAUGGUGGACUGUGUGAUAAGGUGGCACAGCUGGAAAUGAGGUUGAGGCUUAGCCAGCUUGAAAAUUCGACAUAUCAAAAAGUGCUUGCUGAAACCACACAAUUGUACGAGGAGAAAAUAGCAGAGUCUAAAAAGCAGCUCGAAGACAAACAUGAUUCGCAUGAAAGUGCCAAUGAAGAACUAAAUAUGAUGAAGGAACUCCUAAAUGACCGUCAUACAUCAAUAAGGCAACACGAGAUGGAAAGCUCUACGUAUCAGAAGGCACUUGGAGAGACCACUCAGAUGUAUGAGAAGAGAGUAGAGGAGUUAAUCAAGGAGCUUGAAGAGGAGCAUGCUCAUACUUCCAAUGCCGAGAAACAAUUAGAGAUGACUAAAAAGCUCCUAACUGAUUGCAAAAAGUCAAUUCAGAAACAUGAGGCAGAAAACUGUUCGUUCCAGAAAGCACUUGCAGAAACUAAACAACUGUACGAGAACAGAAUAUCGGUGCUAAUCGAGCAACAAGAUGACGAGAAGGCUCAUUUGAAGGGAGCAAAACCUCUGAGCGACCAGCAGAACGUAAUGCAGGAUAUAGAUGAUAUGGACGAAUCCCGGAUAAAGAUUGAAGAAGUCUCCCACCUUAAUGCGAGCACUAAAGCUGAGCUUGACUCCUUGAAGUCUGAUUAUGAAGAUGUCUUACAAGGAAAGGCAAGAUUAAAUGAAGAACUUCUGGAAGUGAAGCAAAGACUUGAAAUGGAAGAGAAGCAAAGGAAGAAUGUUGAAAACGAACUGGCUAAAUUGAAGAAGAGCGGACCUGAAAUUGAAAAUUGCUUUGAGGAUACGUCAUCCAUGAAGGAAAAUAUUGGUAAACCCUCUUCAGCAAAUAAACUUCCGGCAGGAUUACACAAGUCAGGCCCUCUACGCGAAACACUUUCAGUUCAGAGAGCAUCUAUUGCAAAGAUGUGCGAGGAAGUUGGGGUUCAAAAGAUAUUGCAGCUAUUGGCAUCAGAUGAUCCUGAUGUUCAAAUCCAUGCUGUGAAAGUGGUUGCUAAUCUUGCAUCUGAAGACAUAAAUCAAGAGAAAAUUGUGGAGGAAGGAGGUUUAGACGCCUUGCUUAUGCUGCUGAAAUCUUCGCUGAACACAACUAUACUUCGAGUGACUUCUGGGGCCAUUGCCAACUUAGCAAUGAACGAUUUAAAUCAAGGAUUUAUAAUGAGCAAAGGUGGUGCUGAGCUACUGGCAGUGACAGCAACUAGAACAGACGACCCACAGACCCUCAGAAUGGUAGCCGGUGCCCUUGCCAACUUAUGUGGAAAUGAGUCAUUACACUUGAUGUUGAAGAAAGAUGGAGGCAUAAAGGCACUCUUAGGGAUGGCCAAGUGUGGAAACACCGACGUAGUUGCACAGGUCGCCAGAGGAAUGGCCAAUUUUGCGAAAUGUGAAUCCCGAACCACCCUUCAAGGGCACAGGAAAGGGCGUUCACUUCUGAUGGAUGAAGGUGCUUUAGAGUGGCUGAUCGCUAAUUGUAGCACACAUUCGACUUCUACGAGACGCCAUGUUGAGCUCGCCCUCUGUCAUUUAGCACAAAACGAAGGGAAUGUCAAGGAGUUUGUAUCCGGUGGAGGGUCCAGAGAACUGGUCAGAAUAUCGAACGAAUCUGCCAGAGAAGACAUUCGCAGCCUUGCCAGGAAGACUAUGAAAAUGCAUCCACCAUUACUGUAAAAAGUAAAAAGAUACUGAUCUCAUCUUAUCAUGCCAGAAUAUCUCAUCUCACAAUUAGCAGCUUCUCUGUUCUAUAGCUUUCCUUUUCUGGCUGAGUAAUUUUAAUCCAAUGUUCCCAUUCAGGAAAUUUUACCAGUAUGGUAACAUUAUGACUGAAAUUUUGUCACUGUAUAUGAAAGAGCUAUGUAAUGGGGAUAUAAACCUCACAUACUACUCUCUUCUGAUUCUCACUUGGGAAAACUUGAAAGAUACAGUAACGAAAGAACCGAGAUCUAUCCAUUUGAACUAGAGAAACAGACUAAAGGUAAUGGGCAACCAAAUCAGUUGUCCGGAGUGGCAGCUCCUUGGUUGAGCUCCGCAAAUCUCAUCCCAACACGCAUUGAAUGCUUCAAGAACUUCUCGGCACAUCUCGUCACACAAGUUUCCUCCUGCUUCUUGAGAGAUUUGCGGGUGAAGUCAUCCACGCAGUCGGUAAAGCAUCUCUCCACAAGCGAGUUGUACAUCUUCAAACUGCAGCGGAUUUGGAGCUGGUCGAUCAUGGAGGCCAUUCGCAUCUUGUCUUCCUCGGGCAUACCUUCCAGCCCAGCGAGCAUAUUCUUGUCCAUCUCGGAAGGAUUUUCCCGACGUCCCCGCUCUCGGAGAAAGAUCGCAAGACGAUCGCGAAAGUUGCUUCUUCCGGCUGGGCGGAGGAGCUGAUCAGAGAGGUUGCGAGGGAGGGAGAGAGGUUUAUCAGCCAAGAUUUAGGGUUUACACUUGACAACUUUCUCUACUGUUGUCCUCAUGGCUUUAUUGUCGACUGCAAAACGGCAAACCCUUGGCUAGAUAUCCACGUAGGGACCGAUCACCGAUGGUUAACGACUCGGUCUCUACUCUCU
Molecule: messenger RNA, 4535 nt
Organism: Linum tenue
Lineage: Eukaryota; Viridiplantae; Streptophyta; Magnoliopsida; Malpighiales; Linaceae
Source: the annotation of a GenBank genome assembly